Chlamydomonas reinhardtii is the source of this 3485-nucleotide messenger RNA. RefSeq lists its product as uncharacterized. Lineage: Eukaryota; Viridiplantae; Chlorophyta; Chlorophyceae; Chlamydomonadales; Chlamydomonadaceae. Bases 102 to 2336 code for a protein of 744 amino acids. The transcript is spliced from 22 exons. Gene Ontology annotation, molecular function: glycosyltransferase activity. The record is from RefSeq and is a predicted model, not a curated record.
GCAUCUGUGAGGACUGCCAGGGCGCACUCUAGCGGAGAAGAGCACCCCUAUCAAGCCAAUGCAUUUCCAAAUGGCGCGGUUGUGACCAACACACAAAGGAAAUGGACCUUGAUAUUGGAAGACGUACAUUAUAUGUGUGCUUGCUUACAAUACUGAGCCUAGCGCAAUGUAGCGCCAAAGUGGAACCCGCGACUCCGCAAAACAAGGAGUGCCCGCCUGGCUGCACGGACCAUGGAAACUGCAACGGCGAGUCGGGCGAGUGCGAGUGCCAGUUCGGCUUCGGCGGGCCCGACUGCUCUCAGCGGCUGCUGCCGGCGUGCCACCUGGCACCGGAGGUGAAGGGCUCCAUUCCGGCCUUUGGGCACUGGAUGCCUAAGAACUGCCUCUGCCACGCUCAGCUGCGCAAGUACGGGUGUCCGCGGCCCCACUUUGAGGACCCCUACAACUGCCCCUUCUACCAGUUCUGGGCCUGGAACGAAAUCCCCUGCUUCCUCAUAAAGGACGUGCCGGAUGAUCAGCAGUACACGUUGUCGCCGGACGGACCCACGGACCCGAGGGUGGUGUGGAAGAAGGGCCACUACAACCAUACCAGCGCCCGGUCCGGGAUAGACCCGUACCAGCUGGUUGACGCGCCGCCGCCCAGCCCCUACACGCUACCAGACCAGUCCACUUGGCUGCCGCUGGACAAGUGCGGCGACAGCAAGUGCUCGGGGCGGGGGUGGUGCGCGCUGGCGCCGCGGAUAGACGGCCACCCGCCGCCGCAGCCCCAGUGCCGCUGCCUGGGUUUCUACGGCGGCGACGCCUGCGAGACGCCCCAGGCGGAGCACUGCUUCCAGGGCUGCAGCGGCCGCGGCACCUGCCACGGCGGCUUCUGCCACUGCAAGCCGAGUUACUGGGGGCUGGCGUGUGCGCGCAGCCAGGCCUACGUGUCGGACACCUGGCUACCCCACCCCUCCAAGCUGCGUGUGUACGUGUACUCCAUACCCGAGCAGCUGGCUUUCAAGAAGCCCUGGCAUGACAUCCCGGCGCUGGUUGACACCAUGUACCUUGCCGAGGUGUCGUUCGUGGACUCGCUGCUGGGCGACGGCGCCGUGCUGACCCAGAACCCCUGGGAGGCCAACCUGUUCCUCAUCAACGCCUACACCUUCUACUUCACCGGCAACAUCGGCUACCCCGCCCGCCACUUCAGCUCCGUGUUCAACUACGUGCGCACCAAGUACCCGUUCUGGAACCUGACCGCCGGCCGCAACCACAUCGCGUUGGCCACCAACGACCGCGGCACCUGCGACCUUUACAAGCUGCAGCGCACGCAGCCAGAGCUGUCGCACCCCAUCAAGCUGGUGCACUACGGCCAGGCGGGGCGACUGAGCAUCCACUCCCACCGCACCUUCACCAUCAAGGGGCAACCGCACGAGUACGACCCGGCCUUCGACGCCGCCGUGCGCGAGUGGCGGCGCCUGGCCCUGCGCACGCAGCGCCUGCACGGCGGCAGCAGCAGCGCCGGACCCGUGGACGAAGAGGUCGCGACGGAGGCGGACGGCGGCCCCGGAGGGGGGGCAGGCGGAGGCGGAGGGGCCGGGGGAGGAGGAGGAGGAGGAGGCGGGGAGGGCGGCCGGGCUGUGAACCCGCUCGAGCUGCUAGGGGAGCGGGUGCGGUUCAAGGGCGUGCCGGGUUACUCGCUGGACGCAAUCCGCAUGGAGCGGGAGCCGUGCUUCAGGCCCGAGCAGGACGUGGCCAUCCCCAACUACCUAGACACGCCCUGGCUCCACCAGAUGGACAUGGCGUUUGAGAGCCUGGGCGGCGGCAGGUACAAGCCCAAGCCAGUGGACCGGCCCUACCUGUUCCACUUCCACGGCUUCAGCAAGCCUGACAUGGCUUACAGCGGCGGUGUGCGCCAGGGCUUGUUGGCCAUGUUCAAAAACAUGUCGCGGCCAGAUGUGCUCAUCAACAAGGGCGCCGGCCCCUCCUUCACCGCCAAGUCCAAGUUCUGUUUGGCGCCGCUGGGGUACGGCUGGGGCAUUCGCUUCACACAGGCCAUGUUCACGGGCUGCGUGCCGGUGCUGAUCCAAGACCACAUCUACACGUACUUCUGGGACGUGGUGCCGUACGAGAAGUUCUCCAUCCGCGUCAGCCGCCACAACCUGCACCGCCUGUUCGACAUCAUCGAGGCGGUCACGCCGGAGCAGCUGGCGGAGCUGCAGCAGGGCGUGGCGGACUACCACCAGCACUUCAGCUGGCACGGGCGGCACGGCGGCCUAGCCUACAACAACACCAUGACCAGCCUGCACCGCCGCCUGCUCAACAUGUGGACGGCGUUGUUCCCGGGAACUACAUGAGAGCACGUGAGAGAGAGAUGUGAGAUUGGCCUUGAGAUGACCAAGGCCGCCGAGCAGCACUGGGGCCGCCCGCUGAAUGGCCCCUUCUGAGCGACAGGCUAUCCUAUCAAGAAGAAUAGCGGGUUUGCACAUGAGCGUGGUGGGCAUGCGGAGACAUUGGAAGAGUUAUAGUUCUUAAGGAGUCAAGCUGGGCAGGAGGGCGGGGUGCGCGCAGGGUGCAGGGCACCAGUUCCGGGUAGCUGUGUGUGUCCGAAGGGGAUAGCCUGGGUUAGCCUUCUCGACGCGACGUUGUGCUCGCUGGCUUUCUCGGCUUCGCAUUGUCAGUCUUGAAAGCAUUCGCGAUAGCGGCUUCACGGUGCCGUCGGAGGGCGUGAGGAGGCUGGUGAGCCGCCGUGAGGGGAAGGCAGAGCGGGGAUGCGGAGAAGGCACGGUUCCGAGAGAACCGUGGCGCCGCAGUAGCGCUUGACCUGGCUCUAAGGCGCUUCGAAUGAGUUAACGGUAGAUAAGAAAGCUCGGAUGGCGACUCAAGCCGCCGCGCGUAUCGGCAUGUGCACAGCGCCGGCCUACCUUGGUGCUUGGCAGCACUGUCAGGACAACAAGUGUAACACCGAUGCAUUUCAUUGAUGCGGCACGAAUCCAAAGUUGCGGUUGCACUCGCAGGCGCGCAGCCAGUCAGGGGCUUGCUAGCGUGUGCCAACACAGUGAGCAGAGCGCGGUCCGCCCAGCCGUGUGUGGCGACCAGCGACGCCAGCAAGCGUUCCUCAGUAGGCAUAUUCCACCAGGAGACAUUUUGGAGUCACCGGGGCCGCUCCGCUUCGCGAUUGGGAUGCGCAGGGUCACUUUCGCGCGGGAGCCCAAGCUGCUCAAGCUGUGCAUGCAGAUGUAAUGAUUCUUAUAGAUCUAUUGUUGGAGCUGUGUGGGCGCGGCAUGAUGGAGUUGCCGGAUGUCAACACCGCUAUUAUUUGAAAUGUGAAACACGGCCCUCAGCUCUGUUCAAUGAUACUAGCGCCCAGAGUUUGUUAUGGAUUGCGGAUGCAUCUGCAGGACACCUACUUGCUGACAGCUGACUCGCGUAUUUCUGUGGGAUGGGCGCGUACAAGGCAGCAGGCUCAGCACGCAGCAGGGUUGGCCGCUGACACAAGCGCCCGA